Chrysemys picta bellii (western painted turtle) is the source of this 3922-nucleotide messenger RNA. RefSeq names its product bone morphogenetic protein 7 (gene BMP7). NCBI's taxonomy places the organism in Eukaryota, Metazoa, Chordata, Testudines, Emydidae. Gene Ontology annotation, cellular component: extracellular region. Gene Ontology annotation, molecular function: growth factor activity; cytokine activity. Gene Ontology annotation, biological process: BMP signaling pathway. The record is from RefSeq and is a predicted model, not a curated record.
UGCUCCUCCCACAAGAUACAACCUCCUGCUGCCUGUGCUGUCUGCAAAGCAGCAUUUCAAACGUACUUAGACUUAGCCUGUGAGAAGUGAAGAGAAAGAGAUCAGACCCUAAAGGAAGAGGGUGGAAAGUAACACUCAGGAUUUAUCUUUUCCAUUUAUCUCUUUCCUAUCAUAUGGAUUUUACAAACUACACAACCUCCCCCAGAGCCAGACUUUGAUCAUGAGAGCGCUGAAGCUGGAUCUCCCCUGUCUACCCAAGUGAUCAGAACUUUGAGGGGCAGGCACCAGCUGUCUUUAAUGGUAAAGUAUUUAUUCCUGCUCCCCAGCCCACUGGAUCUCUUUAUCUCCCCUCCACAGGGAGCUGCGUGAAGGAGGAGAGGAGAGAGAUGCAUGUGGUGUGGCUCAGGCAGCCUGCCUCCUGGCUGCUGGUCCUGUGGGCUGCUGCUCCCUUCUGCAUCCUGGCUGAUUUCACCUUGGACAAUGAGGUGCACUCGAGUUUCAUCCACAGGAGGCUGCGAAGCCAGGAGCGCCGGGAGAUUCAGCGGGAGAUCCUCUCCAUCCUGGGUUUGCCCCACCGGCCCCGGCCCCAUCUGCACGGCAAGCAGAACUCUGCCCCCAUGUUCAUGCUGGAUCUCUACAAUGCCAUGUCGGUGGAGGAGGAGACGGCAGGAGCCGCAGGGGAGGAGGGAGAGGGAUUCUCCUACCCUUACAAGCCCAUCUUCAGCACCCAAGGGCCACCCCUGGCCAGCCUACAGGACAGCAACUUCCUCACCGAGGCAGACAUGGUUAUGAGCUUCGUGAAUCUGGUGGAGCAUGACAGAGAGUUCCAUCAUCAACGCUAUCACCAUCGGGAGUUCAGGUUUGAUCUCUCCAGAAUCCCAGAGGGGGAAGCAGUGACUGCUGCCGAGUUCAGGAUAUAUAAGGAUUACAUCCGAGAACGGUUUGAUAAUGAAACAUUCCAGAUAAGUGUCUACCAGGUACUGCAGGAGCACCCAGGAAGGGAUUCAGAUUUGUUCCUACUUGACACUCGAAUAAUCUGGGCUGCAGAGGAAGGUUGGCUGGUGUUUGAUAUUACAGCAACCAGUAAUCACUGGGUGGUAAACCCACAACACAAUCUCGGCCUGCAGCUAUCAGUUGAGAGUAUAGAUGGUCAAAGCAUCAAUCCCAAACUGGCUGGUCUUAUUGGAAGACAUGGCCCACAAAAUAAGCAGCCUUUCACGGUAGCAUUCUUCAAAGCCACAGAAGUGCAUCUCCGCAGUAUUCGUUCCACGGGAGGCAAACAAAGGAGCCAGAAUCGAUCGAAAACACCAAAAAACCAGGAAGCCUUUCGGGUGUCUAACAUUGCAGAAAACAGCAGCAGUGAUCAGCGGCAAGCCUGCAAGAAACACGAACUUUAUGUCAGUUUCAGAGAUCUUGGCUGGCAGGACUGGAUAAUUGCUCCAGAAGGCUAUGCUGCAUAUUACUGUGAAGGAGAAUGUGCCUUCCCAUUGAACUCCUACAUGAAUGCUACAAACCAUGCUAUUGUACAGACACUGGUUCACUUUAUAAACCCAGAGACUGUGCCGAAGCCAUGCUGUGCUCCUACACAACUCAAUGCCAUCUCAGUGCUCUAUUUUGAUGACAGCUCCAAUGUUAUCUUGAAAAAAUACAGGAACAUGGUGGUACGGGCAUGUGGCUGCCAUUAGGUUUGCAGGAAGGGGGAAAAAGAAGUGGCUGUAAAGAGCGUUUUUAUAUGGAUUUGCAAAGAGAUUUAAGUCUCCUGCAUUGGACUGCCUUUAAAAAAAAAAAAAAGUUUGUAGGGACCAUGCUUCUGAAGGUGCACAAUUAACAGGAGAUAGUGGAACAAAUUCUGGAUUCUAAGUGGCAUUUGAGUCAAGUUUGUUUUAGCUUAUUAUAGACAUGUUUCUGCAAACCGGUGAAAAGUGAAACAAGCCAGAGGAACCAUUUAAAAUCAAGCCCCUCCAAAAUAAUUGCUCUUACUUCUGCAAAUGAGCCUUUCAGAAGAUGGCUAACUCACCAGUGCUGAUUGUGAACAUCUUUUUUAAACAAAUCCAUCCAGGGUGAGAAUCUGGUGUGUUUAUGCACAAAGUAAUAAACAUUUGUGGUUCCUGUAAUAACUUGUUCACAAUAAAAUGUGCCUGGAAAAAAGAUAUAUUUUGUUAAAGAAUUACCUCCAACCCUUACUUUAUCCAGUUUCAUAAUCAGGAGAAAAAGACUAAGUACAUGCACUUCCAGUAUUAAAUUUUGCACUAGCAAAAAGUAUCUGGAUUGACUCAAAUUAAAAAGGACAAGUAAGUCUAGAAAUGUCUUUUGGAAUUGGAAGAAUUGAAGAAAAUAACUCCAAAGAACAAGAUUAUCUUGAUAUUUCUAUGUCAGGGAUAAUAUCUAUUUCAACUACCAACAAGAAUUUGCAUUUAGUAUGGACUAAAACAGCUAAAAGCAAAAUUUAAAUAAUAGCGAAUAAAGCCCCAAAACAGUUUUGUAACCCAGCUUGGACAUCUCAAACACUUACAAGGUUAUGAAAGGAAGUUCAAAAUCCUGCUCCCAUAGGCAAAAUACCCAUUGAUUUCAAUGGGUGCAGAUCAGGGCCCUGGAAUUUUGCAAGUCUGUAGGCUUGAUCCUGUGAGGAGAUGAAAGCCAAGGAUGGUGCUGAACGAACACCCAGCACUAUGCAGGAUCAAGUCCUUAAUAGGGAAAAGAAACCAUGACAUUUGUAAGUCUGGUUCCCUGGGUCUGUAUUUUCUGGGUGACUCCUAUCUUACUGUCAAUUUCAUCUGUAGUAAGAAAACUGCUUGGCUCCAUGAAUAAAUAACUGCUCUUUUAUUUUUAAAUCCCAGUUGAAAUCCAGACCGGAUGCUUUCCUCUUUUUAAAAGGAAAAACACACAGCAAAAAACAAAAACAAACCAGCCAAAAAGCUCGAUACGAAAUGAAUUGGAGCUUGUUUCUUUGGACCCAAGUCUAAUUCCAUUGUAGUAGAUCUGAGUUUUACCACUGGAUUUCCAAUAGCAGCAGGAUUAGGCUGUUGAGGAAUAGGAGGAGUCUCAUGGGUCUUGGAUCAGGCCCUUGAACACCAGUCAGCAUUACCAAAUGCAUCACACUUCUCUACAAUGGGAAUCAAGAGUCUGACUUGGCUCUAACCCUUGUUACACCAGAUUUAACUGAAAUCAGAAUCUGGCCCAAUAUUUACGACGUCACGUUCCAAAAUGGUGGCUGAAAUAUUCUUUCAGCCUUUUCUGAGACGUCCUUAGAUGAACUGUCAAAGAGAAAUGGUUAGGCUGCUACUGCCUCAGUGUGUCCAUUGUUUUAAAGGAGAGAUGCAUAAAGGCCUACAAAUCAUAAAUGCCACUCAAUGUUGUAUGUAUAUCAGCCACCAACGCAACAUAUUCUAGAUGUCUGUGAACCUUGUGCAGGGAGUUAAGGUGCUACCAAUAAAGUUAAGAUUGGAUGGUCCGAGCUGAUUAUUUUUUAAUGUAGUCAAGGUUGAGUUUGCCACUACUGCCCCAAAGUACUGGUAUAUUACAGUUCAGUCCUGACUACCCUCUCUCUCUGUACUGGAUCCAUAUAUUAUAUAUAUCCUGUGGUGUUUUUUUGUUUGUUUGUUUUUUAAACAUGACUACAGGAUCUCUGUUGCUAGGCUAGACAUCAAUUCCAUUGUUUUGUACAUUUUUAUGUAAAUAAUUGUCACAAAAGUGGGAAAAAAUUAUUUAUUUCCAUCUCUGAAUUCCUUUUCAAUCACGCAUUCAGGAAAUUGAUUCUCAUCUCUUCUAAACACAUUUGUUUCCUUAUUUAAGAAAAUAUUUAUUAACAGUUGGCAAAAUACAUGUACACAUUUCUGGUUCUUUUCAUAGAGCAGUUGUUAGAAGCAUUUUGUACAAACUAGUUGAAUAAAUCAUUGUGACUUUACAAAAGAUAUUCCAACAA